Spathaspora passalidarum NRRL Y-27907 is the source of this 758-nucleotide messenger RNA. RefSeq lists its product as uncharacterized. The record is from RefSeq and is a predicted model, not a curated record. The transcript has a single exon. Bases 1 to 717 code for a protein of 238 amino acids. Lineage: Eukaryota; Fungi; Ascomycota; Pichiomycetes; Serinales; Debaryomycetaceae.
AUGAAGCUUUUAGCCUCCUUAAGCUUGCUUUCCUUGGCCUAUGGCCAGUUCAUUAGAACGACUAACUACGCUGCAGCGACCUUGGUUAAGAAAGAAGAAGUCCAAACAACUGCUGUUACUAGAUGUCAUUUCCAUGAUGACAUUCAAUUCUGUGUUGAUGGACAUGGAAACGAAGGUUCAAUUGUCCCAGCACCUACUGACAAAGCAAACGCACCUACAGAAUAUACUGGUUGUCAUAAUCAUGGUGAUGAUGUGUUUUGCAGACACGACGGCAAAGAAGUUGAGUUUGUAAAAUUGGGUGAAAGUGGCCAUGGUCAUGUAACUUCCCAUGACAAUGAAGCAACAAUAACCACCAGUGCUGAAACAACUGAUGCCAUUCAAACAACUGCUGUAACCAGUUGUCAUUUCCAUGAAACAGUCCAAUUCUGUGUUGACGGACAUGGAAAUGAAGGUUCAAUUGUCCCAGCACCUACUGACAAAGCAAACGCACCUACAGAAUAUACUGGUUGUCAUAAUCAUGGUGAUGAUGUGUUUUGCAGACACGACGGCAAAGAAGUUGAGUUUGUAAAAUUGGACGAAAAUGCUACUAGUGAGUCGCUGGUUUCUUCCACAUUAUCUACCACUACCAAACCUUCAGUUUCGGUAACUGAAUUAAAUAAUGCUGGAAUGUAUGGAGUCCCAAUAGCUAUGUUAGUUGUGUUUAGUUGUUUAUUGUAAGUUAAUAGUUUAGAUCAAAAAAAGAAUAUGCCAUUUAUUUA